Molecule: messenger RNA, 12744 nt
Organism: Bombina bombina (fire-bellied toad)
Lineage: Eukaryota; Metazoa; Chordata; Amphibia; Anura; Bombinatoridae
Gene: NES
Product: nestin
Exons: 4
Coding region: 112-11709 (3865 amino acids)
Biological process (GO): positive regulation of intermediate filament depolymerization
Cellular component (GO): intermediate filament
Molecular function (GO): CCR5 chemokine receptor binding; intermediate filament binding
Source: RefSeq, a predicted model, not a curated record
UCUAACUCUGCCUGCUCAUUGAGACUUAUCCAGCUCCCUCUGGCUAGUAAUUCAACAGCUGAAUUGUCAUUUCAUUGUGAUACAGUGAGUUAGGCUAAACUGAAGGAGAGAAUGGAGGGUUACCUGACAUCUCUAUCACUGGGUGAAGAGUCUUCACAGAUGUGGGCAUUAAACAAACGCCUGGAAGCUUAUUUGUCUCGGGUUAAAGCUCUGGAGGAAGAAAAUGAAUUACUCAGAACUGAAAUCCACACUCUUAAGAAAAGCAAGUCUGAGAGAUGCUGGAAGAACAAGUUUCAAGUUGAGCUGCAUAAACUGAGAGAUGCUGUGGACGAUAGCCAUAGGGAGCUGGUGCUAGCAGAAAGGUCCAGAGACAGCAUUUGGGAGGAGGUAGAGUUUGUGAAACAUAUGUGCCUACAAGAACAGCAAGCACAAGAAGAUGCAAAUAAAGAGCUAUAUGAAAGCAAAAAGUUAUUGGAAGAAGAGAAACGGACUCAAAGUUGGUUGAAAGAGAAACUUGCUCAACUAGAAGGAGAGUUGGAGGACAUUUUGGCAGCCCACGAGGAAGAGAAAGCAUUGGUAGAGGAGGAGAUCGUUAGCUUCUCCCAAAGGUUAGAGAACUUCAGAGUUGCCCCUGUAGCUAUUAAAGCAGUAGAUGUAGAAGACUACGCUAAUAGAGUUUCUGCAAUCUGGCAUGGGGCAGUGGAGAGCUACAAGAGUCAAGUUUCUGAGCUGGAAGCAUCUUUAUCUGAAGCCAAUGACAACUUGAAGAAGGUGCAAGAUGAGAACAAACUGAGUAAGAUACAGUUGCAGAACCUUGAUACAGAAUUACAAAGUCUCAAAGUAAGGAAGGAGAUGCUGGAGGAACUCCUGUCCAGACAGUGGCAGGAGCAGCAGGAGGAUGAAGGCAAACUACAGCUUGAAGUUGAAGCUUUGGAAAAAGAAAAGAUGGAGUUACGAGAAGAAAUAGCUCAAGUUCUUGAGGACAGACAGCAACUCAUGCACCUUAAGAUGUCUCUCAGCUUGGAAGUGGCUACUUACAGAUCCCUUCUAGAAGCUGAGAGUACAAGAAUGUAUACGCCAGUGAAGGAUUACAAAAUAUCUAGCUCUUUCUAUGACUCAACACUGGAACAGAAGAAUGCAAGAAAAAGACAGACUGAAAGUUCAAGAAAGCAAAUGUCUAAGGAAUACAGAUUGAGUUCUAGCAAAAAGCAGGAGGAGGAGAGAAAGGAACUGUUAUGGUCAACUCCAAAUCGAUUACUGAAUGUAAAAAGUACUACUUUUAAGAAUAAGACAAGUCCUGUUACCAAAGAGUUUCAGAAAGUUAGCUCUGUGCUUCAGUCUCAGGACUUAAAAUAUACCAAAGCAUCAAAUAUUAAAGUUUUGCCAUCAAUAGAGAGCAAUUUAAAAAAGCUUCCUCAAAAUGAAGAAGUGUUAAACAAGAAUAAAACAAUUACCAACUCAUAUUACAAAGGUUCAACUAAAAUAAUUAGUGAAAAGACUGAAAGGAAUGAAAUUACCUCUGUCCCUGUUUUGCAUCAAAACACUAGAUCUGCAGACACUAAAGAAUUUAAUAAAAUAGAGGUCCUAGAUAAUGGAAAGAGUAAGUCCAGUUCUCCAAAUAUAGAGGAUGUACUGAUUGCUCAGCUGGACAAUACUCAUUUGGAAACCACUGAGAAAAUAGAACAACAUACCUCCAUCUCUGUUUUGCAUCAAAAUAAUAGCUCUGCAGAUACUAAUGAACUGUAUAAAUAUGAGGUAUUGGAUAGUUCCCCAAACAUAGAGGAUGAACUCGUUGUUAAAUAUGAGGUAUUGGAUAGUUCCCCAAACAUAGAGGAUGAACUCGUUGUUAAGAUAGAAAAUGAUCAUUCAGAAUCCACCAAGGAGGUAAAAGAAAAACAUAUUGAUGAACCUUCAGAUUUUGUCCUGAGGGAUGAAGACAUUUCUGAUAUUCAUAAGGGUUAUGAGGAGAAUAUUGAAGAAAAAUAUGAAGAAGAAACAAUCACUAAAGAGUUUCUUCACAUUAAAGCACUGGAAGAUGAGAUAAGUAACAUUAUUAGUUUAGAAGAAACUUGUGAAAAUGCUGAAAAUGUUCUGAGUUCAAAACAUUUAAAUGAAGAUAUUAUUAAAGAUCGUGUGGUAUCAGCAGUCAUUCAAGAUAUUGCCUCAGAAAUACCUAUAUCUGAAGUCACCAUACAAGUGAUAGAAAAAGAUACCAUAGGGGAAGAAGUGAAUUACCAAAGGAUGCAUAUUGAGAAACAAGAAGAAUUGGAUUAUAAAGAUGUUGAAAUAACAGACAAAGAAGUUUCUCAAGAAGGAGCACAAGUUCUCACUAUUGCUGAAUUAAGUCCUGUGAAUACAGUAGCUAAUUUAGCAAGUUCUUCUGAAGUAGCAGAAAUCAGUGUUUUGAAAGAAAUCAGAUGUUUUCAGACUAACACAUAUGAACACAUGAAGAUUGCAACAUUUUCUACUGCCAAUGAUGAGAUAUCUGAAGUCAUAAUGAAAAGCUUGGGGAACUCUUUGGAAAAUGAAUUGCUGGUUGCUGCAAGUGCAGAAUUUGAACCAAAAAGUGACAAAGAAAGUGACUCUGAAUGUCAACUGUCAUCUAAUAGUCAACACCUUGUGGACAACAUAAGUGAUACAUAUGAAGCAAACAAAAAGACAGAUGAUGAAGAAGAUGGCGUGUAUCUAUGCCAGAAAGAACAGAAACAUGAUGAGGUUGUUGAAGCCAGUUCAAUGCAAAUAAAAGAAGAGAGUAGACUUUUUGAAGAUGAAGGGAGAAAAGAACUUAAUAUAUGUGCUACUGAGGAAGUAAAUAAAGUAUUCCAGGACAAUGGGUAUAAUACACAGUUGUUGCAUGGUGAACAAGUUGCUAGCCAUUUAAGUGAUGCUAACCAGGAUCAGGGCUUCGAACUUGAUGCUGAAAGCAUUCAGCAAAAUCAGGAACAACAUAAAAGUUUUGAGUUGAGUGAGAAUGAAAUGGAUAAUACAACAAAUACAGUGCAGGAAAUGCCUUUAUCGUAUGAUGAAAGAAAACAAAGUCUAAUUAAAGCUGACAAUGAAGAACUUAAGGAUAAUGAACAGAUCUAUCAACAAAUAAGCCAUUCUGUUUUGUCUUUUCAACCAAUUGGUGAUGUAGAAUUUGUCGUUUGUCAAAUUGAUGAUAAACAAGAUAUUCAAGACUUAAAUGAUCUAGAGGAAUAUGAGCAACACAGUGAUACAGAAUAUGUUGAAAGGAUUCAGCAAAAUCAGGAACAUAACAGUUUUGAGUUGAUUGAGGAUGAACUGGAUAAUUCUAAAUUAACAAAUAAAGUACAAGAAAUUCCUUUAUCAUACGAUGAAGGAAAACAAGGACUAAUUGUAACUGAACAUGAAGAACUCAAAUAUGAUGAACAAGCCAUUCAACAAAUAAGCCAUUCUGUAGUGUCUUCUCAACCAAUUGUUGAUAAAGAAUCUGUUAUCCCUCAAAUUGAUGAUAAACAAGAUAUUCAAGACAUAAAUAAUGCAGAAGAAUUUGAACAUCACAGUGAAACAGAGCAUGUUGAAAGCAUUAAGAAAAUUCAGGAACAGCAUAAAAGUUUUGAGUUGAGUGAGGAUGAACUGGAUAGUACUAAGUUAACAAAUAUGGAACAGGAAACUCCUUUAUCAUAUGAUGAAGGAAAACAAGAUAUAAUUGCAGCUGAUAAUGGAGAACUCAAGGAUGAUGAACAAGUCUUUCAACAAAUAAGUAAUUUCCUUGAGUUUUCUCAACCAACUGGUGAUGUAGAAUCAGUUGUCCAUCAAAUUGAUGAUAAACAAGAUAUUCAAGACAUAAAUGAUGCAGAAAAAGAUGAGUAUCACAGUGAUACAGAAUAUGUAUACCAACAACAUGAAAAUGAUAAUAUAUGUCACUUGGAUAUUAAAAAUAGCGAAGCAGAAGGUGAACUAACUUUCAUUCUUGAAAAGGACAAUAUUCCUAAAGAUGAUGAAGAAAGCAAGUUGGGUGAGCCUGGCAAUGUGGGAGAACUUAGAGAGGAAGAACACAUCAAACCAUCAGAUACUAUAGAUGAAAACAUUUUAAAAGAAGUUGAUGAUCAAAGUUCAUAUUUUUCAAAAAAUGAGGUAGAACUGGUUAAUAAUUUAGAAUUGGCAAGCGAAGAAAGAAAUGCUAAUUCUAGCACUGAAAGAGAGAAUAAUAUUGAGACAGAUGUGGAAAAAUCAGAAUUAGUUACUGAAUUUGAAGAACAAUAUGUAAAGACAGAAAAUAAUUUACCCCUGACUUCAGAGCCCACCUCUGAAAAUCAACCUCUGAAGGAGUGGGAAGAAAACAAUGAGGGAGAACUUAGAAAGGAAGAACACAACGAACCAUCAGAUACUAUAGAUGAAAACAUUUUAAAAGAAGGUGAUGAUCAAAGUUCAUAUUUUUCAGAGAAUGAAGUAGAACUGGUUAAUAAAAUAGAACAGGCAAGCAAAGAAGAAAAUACUAACUUUAUAAUUGAAAGUGAGAAAAUUAUUAAGAUGGAUUUGGAAAAAUCAGAAAUAAUUAUUGAAGAACCAUAUGCCAUGACAGAAAAUGAUUUACCCCUAGAAUUAGAACCUACCAAUGAAGAUCAUGCUGAUAAGGGGUGGGUAGAAGACAGUGCGGCAGACAUUAAAGAAGAACUUAGCAGUGAAUCAGCAGACACUAUGAAUGAAAAAAGUGAUCCCAUUUCAUAUGUCUCAGAAAAUGAAUUGGAACAGGUUAGUAAUAUAGAAUUGGCAAACAAAGAACAAAAUAUUGAUUCCAGCAGUGACAGUGAGAAAAUUAUUGAGACAGAUUUGGAAAAAUCAGAAAUAGUUACUGAAUUUGAAGAAGAAUAUGUAAAGACAGAAAAUGAUUCACUCCUGGCAUCAGAGACUACCUCUGAAGGUCAACCUCUGAAGGAGGGGGAAGCAGACAAUGUGGGAGAACUUAGAGAGGAAGAACACAUCAAACCAGCAGAUACUAUAGAUGAAAACAUUUUAAAAGAAGGUGAUGAUCAAAGUUCAUAUUUUUCAAAAAACGAGGUAGAACUGGUUAAUAAUUUAGAAUUGGCAAGCGAAGAAAGAAAUGCUAAUUCUAGCACUGAAAGAGAGAAUAAUAUUGAGACAGAUGUGGAAAAAUCAGAAUUAGUUACUGAAUUUGAAGAACAAUAUGUAAAGACAGAAAAUAAUUUACCCCUGACUUCAGAGCCCACCUCUGAAAAUCAACCUCUGAAGGAGUGGGAAGAAAACAAUGAGGGAGAACUUAGAAAGGAAGAACACAACGAACCAUCAGAUACUAUAGAUGAAAACAUUUUAAAAGAAGGUGAUGAUCAAAGUUCAUAUUUUUCAGAGAAUGAAGUAGAACUGGUUAAUAAAAUAGAACAGGCAAGCAAAGAAGAAAAUACUAACUUUAUAAUUGAAAGUGAGAAAAUUAUUAAGAUGGAUUUGGACAAAUCAGAAAUAAUUAUUGAAGAACCAUAUGCCAUGACAGAAAAUGAUUUACCCCUAGAAUUAGAACCUACCAAUGAAGAUCAUGCUGAUAAGGGGUGGGUAGAAGACAGUGCGGCAGACAUUAAAGAAGAACUUAGCAGUGAAUCAGCAGACACUAUGAAUGAAAAAAGUGAUCCCAUUUCAUAUGUCUCAGAAAAUGAAUUGGAACAGGUUAGUAAUAUAGAAUUGGCAAACAAAGAACAAAAUAUUGAUUCCAGCAGUGACAUUGAGAAAAUUAUUGAGACAGAUUUGGAAAAAUCAGAAAUAGUUACUGAAUUUGAAGAAGAAUAUGUAAAGACAGAAAAUGAUUCACUCCUGGCAUCAGAGACUACCUCUGAAGGUCAACCUCUGAAGGAGGGGGAAGCAGACAAUGUGGGAGAACUUAGAGAGGAAGAACACAUCAAACCAUCAGAUACUAUAGAUGAAAACAUUUUAAAAGAAGGUGAUGAUCAAAGUUCAUAUUUUUCAAAAAACGAGGUAGAACUGGUUAAUAAUUUAGAAUUGGCAAGCGAAGAAAGAAAUGCUAAUUCUAGCACUGAAAGAGAGAAUAAUAUUGAGACAGAUGUGGAAAAAUCAGAAUUAGUUACUGAAUUUAAAGAACAAUAUGUAAAGACAGAAAAUAAUUUACUCCUGACUUCAGAGCCCACCUCUGAAAAUCAACCUCUGAAGGAGUGGGAAGAAAACAAUGAGGGAGAACUUAGAAAGGAAGAACACAACAAACCAUCAGAUACUAUAGAUGAAAACAUUUUAAAAGAAUGUGAUGAUCAAAGUUCAUAUUUUUCAGAGAAUGAAGUAGAACUGGUUAAUAAAAUAGAACAGGCAAGCAAAGAAGAAAAUACUAACUUUAUAAUUGAAAGUGAGAAAAUUAUUAAGAUGGAUUUGGAAAAAUCAGAAAUAAUUAUUGAAGAACCAUAUGCCAUGACAGAAAAUGAUUUACCCCUAGAAUUAGAACCUACCAAUGAAGAUCAUGCUGAUAAGGGGUGGGUAGAAGACAGUGCGGCAGACAUUAAAGAAGAACUUAGCAGUGAAUCAGCAGACACUAUGAAUGAAAAAAGUGAUCCCAUUUCAUAUGUCUCAGAAAAUGAGUUGGAACAGGUUAGUAAUAUAGAAUUGGCAAACAAAGAACAAAAUAUUGAUUCCAGCAGUGACAGUGAGAAAAUUAUUGAGACAGAUUUGGAAAAAUCAGAAAUAGUUACUGAAUUUGAAGAAGAAUAUGUAAAGACAGAAAAUGAUUUACUCCUGGCAUCAGAGACUACCUCUGAAGAUCAACCGCUGAAGGAGGGGGAAGCAGACAAUGUGGGAGAACUUAGAGAGGAAGAACACAUCAAACCAUCAGAUACUAUAGAUGAAAACAUUUUAAAAGAAGGUGAUGAUCAAAGUUCAUAUUUUUCAAAAAACGAGGUAGAACUGGUUAAUAAUUUAGAAUUGGAAAGCGAAGAAAGAAAUGCUAAUUCUAGCACUGAAAGAGAGAAUAAUAUUGAGACAGAUGUGGAAAAAUCAGAAUUAGUUACUGAAUUUAAAGAACAAUAUGUAAAGACAGAAAAUAAUUUUCCCCUGACUUCAGAGCCCACCUCAGAAAAUCAACCUCUGAAGGAGUGGGAAGAAAACAAUGAGGGAGAACUUAGAAAGGAAGAACACAACAAACCAUCAGAUACUAUAGAUGAAAACAUUUUAAAAGAAGGUGAUGAUCAAAGUUCAUAUUUUUCAGAGAAUGAAGUAGAACUGGUUAAUAAAAUAGAACAGGCAAGCAAAGAAGAAAAUACUAACUUUAUAAUUGAAAGUGAGAAAAUUAUUAAGAUGGAUUUGGACAAAUCAGAAAUAAUUAUUGAAGAACCAUAUGCCAUGACAGAAAAUGAUUUACCCCUAGAAUUAGAACCCACCAAUGAAGAUCAUGCUGAUAAGGCGUGGGUAGAAGACAGUGCGGCAGACAUUAAAGAAGAACUUAGCAGUGAAUCAGCAGACACUAUGAAUGAAAAAAGUGAUCCCAUUUCAUAUGUCUCAGAGAAUGCGUUGGAACAGGUUAGUAAUAUAGAAUUGGCAAACAAAGAACAAAAUAUUGAUUCCAGCAGUGACAGUGAGAAAAUUAUUGAGACAGAUUUGGAAAAAUCAGAAAUAGUUACUGAAUUUGAAGAAGAAUAUGUAAAGACAGAAAAUGAUUUACUCCUGGCAUCAGAGACUACCUCUGAAGAUCAACCGCUGAAGGAGGGGGAAGCAGACAAUGUGGGAGAACUUAGAGAGGAAGAACACAUCAAACCAUCAGAUACUAUAGAUGAAAACAUUUUAAAAGAAGGUGAUGAUCAAAGUUCAUAUUUUUCAGAGAAUGAAGUAGAACUGGUUAAUAAAAUAGAACAGGCAAGCAAAGAAGAAAAUACUAACUUUAUAAUUGAAAGUGAGAAAAUUAUUAAGAUGGAUUUGGAAAAAUCAGAAAUAAUUAUUGAAGAACCAUAUGCCAUGACAGAAAAUGAUUUACCCCUAGAAUUAGAACCUACCAAUGAAGAUCAUGCUGAUAAGGCGUGGGUAGAAGACAGUGUGGCAGACAUUAAAGAAGAACUUAGCAGUGAAUCAGCAGACACUAUGAAUGAAAAAAGUGAUCCCAUUUCAUAUGUCUCAGAAAAUGCGUUGGAACAGGUUAGUAAUAUAGAAUUGGCAAACAAAGAACAAAAUAUUGAUUCCAGCAGUGACAGUGAGAAAAUUAUUGAGACAGAUUUGGAAAAAUCAGAAAUAGUUACUGAAUUUGAAGAAGAAUAUGUAAAGACAGAAAAUGAUUUACUCUUGGCAUCAGAGACUACCUCUGAAGAUCAACCGCUGAAGGAGGGGGAAGCAGACAAUGUGGGAGAACUUAGAGAGGAAGAACACAUCAAACCAUCAGAUACUAUAGAUGAAAACAUUUUAAAAGAAGGUGAUGAUCAAAGUUCAUAUUUUUCAAAAAACGAGGUAGAACUGGUUAAUAAUUUAGAAAAUAAUUUACCCCUGACUUCAGAGCCCACCUCUGAAAAACAACCUCUAAAGGAGUGGGAAGAAAACAAUGAGGGAGAACUUAGAAAGGAAGAACACAACAAACCAUCAGAUACUAUAGAUGAAAACAUUUUAAAAGAAGGUGAUGAUCAAAGUUCAUAUUUUUCAGAAAAUGAGGUAGAAGUUGUUAAUAAUAUAGAAUUGGCAAGCAAAGAAAGAAAUGCUAAUUUUAUCACUGAAAGUGAGACUAUUGAGACAGAUUUGGAAAAAUCAGAAAUAGUUACUGAAUUUGAAGAACAAUAUGUAAAGACAGAAAAUGAUUUCCUCCUGGCAUCAGAGCCCACCAAUGAAGAUCAACCUCUAAAGGAGUGGGAAGAAGACAAUGUGGGAGAACUUAGAAAGGAAGAACUCAUCAAACCAUCAGACACCAUCGAUGAAAACAUUUUAAAAGAAGGUGAUGAACAAAGUUCAUAUUUUUUGGAAAAUGAGGUAGAACUGGUUAAUAAUAUAGAAUUGGCAAGUGAAAAAAGAAAUGCUAAUUUUAUCACUGAAAGUGAGACUAUUGAGACAGAUUUGGAAAAAUCAGAAAUAGUUACUGAAUUUGAAGAACAGUAUGUAAAGACAGAAAAUAAUUUCCUCCUGGCAUCAGAGCCCACCAAUGAAGAUCAACCUCUAAAGGAGGGGGAAGAAGACAAUGUGGGAGAACUUAGAAAGGAAGAACACAUCCAACCAUCAGACACUAUAGAUGAAAACAUUUUAAAAGAAAGUGAUGAACAAAGUUCAUAUUUUGCAGAAAAUGAGGUAGAACUGGUUAAUAAUAUAGAAUUGGCAAGCAAAGUAAGAAAUGCUAAUUCUGGCACUGAAAGUGAGAAUAAUCAUGAGACAGAUUUGGAAAAAUCAGAAAUAGGUACUGAAUUUGAAGAAAAAUAUGUAAAGACAGAAAAUGAUUUCCUCCUGGCAUCAGAGCCCACCUCUGAAGAUCAACCUCUGACGGAGUGGGAAGAAGACCAUGUGGGAGAACUUAGAAAGGAAGAACACAUCCAACCAUCAGACACUAUAGAUGAAAACAUUUUAAAAGAAAGUGAUGAACAAAGUUCAUAUUUUUCCGAAAAUGAGGUAGAACUGGUUAAUAAUAUCGAAUUGGCAAGCAAAGAAAGAAAUGCUAAUUCUGGCACUGGAAGUGAGAAUAAUCAUGAGACAGAUUUGGAAAAAUCAGAAAUAGUUACUGAAUUUGAAGAACAAUAUGUAAAGACAGAAAAUGAUUCACUUCUGGCAUCAGAGCCAACAAAAGAAAAAGCUGUUCAGGAGUGGGAAGGAAACAAUGAGGCAGAACAUAAGGAAAAAACUAUCAGUGAAUCAGCAGAUAAUGAGUUAGAACUGGUUAGUAAAAAAGAUCUGGAAAUUGAAGAGCAAAAUACUAAUUCCAGUACUGUAAGUGAGAAAAAUGUGAUAGAUGUUGAAAAAUCAGAAAUCAUUACUAAAUCAGAUGAAAAACAAUAUGUUAAAUCAGAAAAUGACUUACACUUGGCAUUAGAACCCACUACUGAAGAUCUAGUUUAUAAGGAGUGGAGAGAAGACAAUGCAGCAGAACUUAAGGAAGAACAUAGCAAUGAAUUAGCAGACACUUUAAAUGAAAACAUUUUAAAAGAAUUUAUUGAUUCCAGUUCAUCAUUUUCAGAAAAUGAGGCAGAACUGGUUAGUAACAUAGAAUUAGCGAGUGAAUUAAAAAAUACUAAUUCCAGCCCUGAAAGUGAAAAAAAUAAUGAAAUAGCCGAUUAUGAAGAAAAAUAUGCUGAGUCAGAAAAUAAUUUACCCCUGGCAACAGAAUUCACUGUUCAAAAUCAUGCAGACAACGAUCAAGAAGUUGUAGAAUUUAAAGAAGAACAUAGCAGCAAAAUUAGGAUUAUUGAAUUGUCAGCUGAGGAUCUUACUGAGAUCAAUGUACACCAUUUAGACUAUGAACAUAAGACUAAUAUCUUAGAAUUUUCAGCUGAAGUGAAUUUGGUUGAAGAGCAGAGUGAAUUUGAAGAUUCUUCAGUAAACCCUGAAAGUAGCAAAACAGAAAAUGAAAUCUCAGAAUCUGAAGAAUCUGCUAACUCACAAGAAGAUAUCUCAUUUUCAUCUCAAAAGACUGCAGACUUUGAAAUAAGCAAAGAUUAUCAGUUAGAGCAAACAUUGCCUGACACAACACCUUUGCCUAACCUUGAAGAUGAAUUUGGAGAUUUGACUGUAGAACAGGCAGAAUUACCAUUGGAUACUCCUCUUAAUGAUAAGGACACCAACGUAUUUCAGAAUAAAGAUAGCUUUGUAGAAAGCCUAACUGAAGACAAUGCAACUACCAUUUUAAACCAGGAGUCAAGCUUUUCUGAUGACUCUUAUUCAAAUGAGUCAAAAGAAGACACCUUUGAUGGUCAGGUCACGGAAAACCUUGCAUCCGAGCAAGAAGUGGAAGAAUCCAGUAAUUCAACUACUAAAGCUGAUGUAGAUAUAAAUGAAGUUGUAGAGAUCAUUGAAAAAAGUAAUGUGAUCCAUGGAAACAAAGAUGAAUCUGUAGAUAAUGGCUUAAACAAUAUAGAACAUUUUGAUCCAGAAACACAAAAAUUACUUUUUGAUAAAAAUGUAACAACAGGAGAAACACAGGCCGAGCUGAAGCAAUCAAAGGUUGUGGAUACAGACAAUGAAUACUCGUUGUCUUUAGCUGAAGACUCUCCAAAUACAGCACAAAUUAGCGAUGCUUCUGAAAAUGAUAGAAACAGCAUAAUUGAGGACAACAAUGUUAAUAGGGGUCUAGAAGAGUCUGAAAUUACAAAGUUAGAAAGUUAUAAAGAGAUACAGGAUGAGGAAAAAUUAUUCAAUGUAGAAUCCCCCUCUGCUUCUAGUGUAACAAAACAAACAGAUUCAAGUGAAAAUCCAUUAUCUGAUUCAGAUAAGAAGGGAGAUCACAUUAGAAACACUCAAUGUGAAUUACUUAAUAGAAAAGACACACAUGAAAAAGAAGCAGCUGAACAAUCUGAGCAUCCUAUCAAAGAAAAUAGAAUAGAAAAUGAUAUAAGUGCAGAAAAAGUAAAUGGAUUUCAUGAAAAUAAAACUGUAAAUGAUGAGCUUAAUUUAUCAGACAACAUAUUAAGUACUCAUAUAAAUGGUGAACAAAGUGGAUUAUUACAUUCAAAUGAGAACACUUUUGAGAACCUUGAAGGUGAGAUUGCAGAUUCUUACACAGAGACUGAAGAGCAUCCUAUUCUUAAAUUUGGUGUGUCACAGUCGAAAAGUGAGGGACUUUUCUAGUCAUUGCUUGCAACCUCUGUAUCUGAAGAAGGUGCCAGAAUAGAUUGAAGUUCAACUUCUAGCCUCAGAUAUCAAGAAAAUUGAUACUCAUGAAAAUGAUGAGGACUUUCGUGAAAACAAAUCUGCCAAGAUGAUUCAAAAUCUCUACCCUGAAAAGUAAUUUUGAUGGUCAAUCUCAAAUGGUUGCCAGCAUAAUGUCUUCUUUGCAAGGUGAAAGUAUAAUCCAAGAAGAUACUACACAUGAAAGCAUUACAGACAUGAAAGUUCAAAACGAAGGUUCAUGGUCAUCUAGUGAUAAGUAACUGAAGGGACUUAUGUCUAAGUAUAAAUAAAAAAUACUAUUUUUCUGGCAAACAUAUUUUAAUACCUUAGUCACUCAGAAGCAAAAAGAUCAAGAACAAGCCAGGGAAAUCAGUUUCAAGAUUUAAUAGUUCAUAAGAGAGAGUGGUAUAUUUUUUGUAAAACAUUCUUAAUGUUUUUAUAAAUUUAUAUAUUUCUAUAGUUCAAUCCAACCCAACAAAAUAAAUGGUUCAAAAUAUUUUUCAGGAAUGAAUAUAUCAAAUAUUGAAAAAACUAAAACAUGUCAGUUUUAAGUGAGUUUCUUGUAUGGUACUUAUUUUCACUUGGGAAUUUAGAAAGACUAUUUUAAUCUUUUGUUGAUGACUGAACUCAAAUUACUGUCACAGACAACACUUUUUUAAUCAUAAAGGUAGUAAGUUGUCUUCUUUAUGCUAGAAUAAACAAAAUGUAUUUUAGAAGUCAAACAGUUAAAAUCUCAUAGAAACAUAACCUUGGAUAAUAAAUCAAUCAACUGCCACCUUAACCUGUCCACUUAAAAUGUCAUUGUAACAAUUCAGACUCUGAGCCUACUUAAUAAUUUUUAUGAUUUUUUUUUUAUUUUCAGAAUAUGUUUAUGGCUUUCUGUUCUUUUGUUUUAUUCGUUAUUUAUUAAACUGUUGUUAAAAGAGGAUUAUACUUGUAAUGUAUGCAUCAAAAGCAUGUUUUAAACAUUAAAAACUUUUUUUGCAUUAAAAA